AUGGAUCCACACGACGCCGACGCCAACCCGCGCGGAUAUAUCAACCUCGCGGUCGCGCAGAACCACCUCACGAUCGAGCCCGUGCAGUAUCGCCUCCGGCAGUCGUUCGUGGACGCGCCGCUCCCAGACAGCGCGUGCGGGUACGAUAACAUGCGCGGCAGCGAGCGCCUUCGCGUCGCGAUCGCGAAGCACGAGACGCGCAUGUUCGGCGGCGACGUCAGCCCCGAACAGCUGUGCGUCAGCGCGGGCGCGGGCGCCGUCAUCGACAACUUGUUCAUGGCCAUCGCGUCCGAGGGAGACGGCGUGCUGAUCCCCGCGCCGUACUACCCCGCGUUCGAUAACGACCUGAGGGUGAGGAACGGCGUGCGCGCGAUCGCGGUGCACGGCGACGACGCGGCGUCGUUGCCGACGCCGUCGCAGCUCGCCGACGCCGCCGAGGCGGCGGAGGCGAAGGGCGUGAGAAUCAGGGCGCUGCUGAUCACGAACCCGUCGAACCCGUUGGGGGUCGUGUACACGCAAGCGGACCUCGCGGAGAGGAUCACGUGGGCGCUGACGCACGACCUGCACUGCGUCGUGGACGAGGUCUACGCGAGCUCGGUGUUCAACUUUGAUCGGAAGACGCGGCCGGAUAAAAAGUUUGCCUUUUUCUCCGCGUUAAACCUGGAAAAGUCCGGAUGCCUCGCCGUGCCCUCCGCGAAGUGCAAGACGUACCUGCACCACGUCUACGGCAUGAGCAAAGACUUCUGCGCGAGCGGGUACAGGAUCGGGGUGCUGCGCACGAGGAACGAGGGCGUGUUGCGCGCGAUGGACAACGUCGGAUACUUUUGCGCCGUCCCCGGGCCGAUGCAACACGCCGUCGCGGAGAUGUUAGAGGACGAGGAGUGGGUGGACACGUUCAUCGCGCACAACGCGGUGGCGCUGGCGGAGUCGCACAAGGUGUUAACGGACGCGCUGAAGGCGUUUAACGUGCCGGUCGUUCACGCGAUCGCGGGGAUGUUCGUGUGGAUCGAUCUGAGCGGGUGGUUGAAGGCGCCGACGUGGGAGGAGGAGCGCAGGCUGUGGACGGCGGCGACGGAGGAUCCGCGGUGUAAGCUCGUGAUGACGCCGGGGAGGGACUGCAAGUGUAAGACCCCGGGGUGUUUCAGGCUGUGUUUCGCGGCGGUGCCCCCGAAGACGCUCGAGGUGGCCGCGGCGAGGCUCAAGGCGCUUCUCGAGGCGUACGAGUGA
Messenger RNA from Micromonas pusilla CCMP1545, 1227 nucleotides. RefSeq lists its product as uncharacterized. Gene Ontology annotation, molecular function: transaminase activity; pyridoxal phosphate binding. The transcript has 2 exons. Gene Ontology annotation, biological process: amino acid metabolic process; biosynthetic process. The coding region runs from base 1 to 1227 and encodes 408 amino acids. The record is from RefSeq and is a predicted model, not a curated record. NCBI's taxonomy places the organism in Eukaryota, Viridiplantae, Chlorophyta, Mamiellophyceae, Mamiellales, Mamiellaceae.